GUUUGACGACAUCGACCUGCCCUCUGCAGUGAAAUACCUGAUAGCCAGCGACCCCAACCUGCAGGUCCUGGGCGCUGCCUACCUCCAGCACAAAUGCUACAGCGACAGCAACGCCAAGAAGCAGAUCCCCCUCCGCGCAGGGAUCCUGUGGAAUCUGUCCUCUAGUGACAACCUGAAGGAUCGCCUGGCCCGGGACACGCUGGAGCAGCUCACAGACCUGGUCCUGGUCCCCCUCUCUGGGCUUGGGGGCUCAGGUGUCAUCCAGCAGAACCCCUCGGAGGCAGAGAUCUUCUACAACUCCACCGGCUUCCUCAGGAAUCUCAGCUCCGCCAGCCAGCAGACCCGGCAGAAGAUGCGCGAGUGCCACGGGCUGGUGGACUCCAUGAUCCACUACGUGAGCAGCUCCCUGGAAGUGGGCAAGUCAGAGGACAAGAGUGUGGAGAAUGCCGUCUGCGUCCUGCGCAACCUCUCCUACCGCCUGUACGACGAAAUGCCCCCGUCCUCCCUCCAGCGCCUGGAAGGCCACAGGAGGAACAACGGCGGCGCGGUGACGGGGGAGCUGGUGGGCUGCUUCAGCCCCCAGAGCAAGAAAGCACGAGAGGGCAGCGGCUGGGAGGCGCAAUACCGGAACGCGGACAUCGUCACCUUCACGGAGGUCUCCAAGGACCCCAAGGGCAUGGAGUGGCUCUGGAACCCGCAGAUCGUGGGCAUCUACAACCGGCUGCUGCAGCGCUGCGAGCUCAACAAGCACACGACGGAGGCGGCCUCGGGCGCCCUGCAGAACAUCACCGCCGGCGACCGCAGGGUGAGGGCGCGGGAGGGGAUGCUAGAGUGCCCAUGCACGGACCCCCUAAGCUACGUUUGAAGUUUGAGGUGGCAAGACAAGCAAGCAGCCCCAGUCUCUGUGCCUCUGCUGCAAGGUUCAUCCCCAGCGUGUCCCCUGGGUCUGGCCACCAGCCCUGACAUGAUGCCUUUGCCCACAGCAACCAAGGUGGUCAGCCACUUGAUCGAGAAGCUGCCGGGGAGCGUCGGGGACAAGGCACCGCCCGCUGACGUCAUCGUGAACAUCAUCGCAGUCCUCAACAACCUGGUGGUGGAGAGCCCCAUGGCUGCCCGCGACAUCGUCUACUUUGAUGGCCUCAGGAAGCUCUUCUACAUCAAGAAGAGAAGGGACAGCUCGGACAACGAGAAGUCCUCCAGGGCAGCAGCCAGCCUCCUGGGCAACAUGUGGCAAUACACCAAGCUCCACCGGGACUUCAAGAUGCCCGGGCUCCUCCGGCCGUGA
Molecule: messenger RNA, 1285 nt
Organism: Opisthocomus hoazin
Lineage: Eukaryota; Metazoa; Chordata; Aves; Opisthocomiformes; Opisthocomidae
Source: RefSeq, a predicted model, not a curated record